UUACAGACCCCAGCUUCUUUUGCACAGAGUGUUCAGGAACUAACAAUUGCUCUGCAGCGGACUGGAGAUCCAGCAAACUUGAACCGACUAAGACCCCAUUUGGAGCUAUUAGCAAACAUUGACCCUAGUCCAGAUGCUCCUCCUCCUACUUGGGAACAGCUGGAAAAUGGACUGGUUGCUGUGCGUACAGUGGUACAUGGGCUGGUGGAUUAUAUCCAGAACCACAGCAAAAAAGGAGCAGAUCAACAGCAGCCUCCACAGCAUAGCAAAUAUAAAACAUACAUGUGUCGAGAUAUGAAGCAGAGGGGAGGAUGCCCUCGUGGGGCCAGCUGUACAUUUGCACACUCACAAGAGGAACUGGAAAAAUUUCGUAAAAUGAACAAACGUUUGCUUCCCAGAAGACCCCUGAGUGCCUCUUUGAAUCAACUGAAUGAGGUGGGCCUGCCUUCAGCAGCUCUCCUUCCAGAUGAAAGUGCGGUUGAUCUGCCUAGCAGGAAACCCCCUGCUCUACCAAAUGGAAUUGUAUCAGCAGGGAAUACAGUAACACAGCUGAUUCCACGUGGGACGGACCCCAGCUAUGAUUCUAGUCUGAAGCCAGGAAAGAUAGAUCAUCUGAGCAGUAGUGCUCCUGGAUCCCCUCCUGACUUGCUGGAAUCUGUCCCUAAGAAUAUUUCUGCCUUACCUGUGAAUCCACAUCCUGUACCUCCAAGGGGUCCAGCAGAUCUGCCUCCCAUGCCUAUCACCAAACCUCUUCAGAUGGUACCGCGAGGUUCUCAGUUAUAUCCAGCACAGCAAGCAGAUGUUUAUUAUCAGGAUCCUCGUGGAGCUGCCCCACCAUUUGAACCAGCACCUUAUCAGCAGGGUGUGUACUAUACUCCACCACCACAAUGUGUGUCCCGUUUUGUCCGACCUCCACCAUCUGCUCCUGAACCUGGUCCUCCCUACUUGGAUCAUUAUCCACCCUACCUCCAAGAUCGUGUUGUAAACUCCCAGUAUGGCACGCAGCCACAACAGUACCCACCUAUGUAUCCACCUCACUACGAUGGCCGUCGAGUAUACCCUGCUCAGUCUUACACGAGAGAGGAGAUUUUCCGUGAAAGCCCUAUACCCAUCGACAUUCCACCUGCAGCAGUGCCAUCCUAUGUACCAGAUUCCAGAGAAAGAUACCAACAGGUGGAGGGUUACUAUCCAGUGGCUCCUCAUCCAACUCAGAUCAGACCUUCAUACCCUAGAGAGCCUCCUUAUAGUCGGCUUCCUCCUCCUUCCCAGCCCCAUCCAAGUCUGGAUGAACUACAUCGCAGACGAAAGGAAAUAAUGGCCCAAUUAGAGGAAAGAAAGGUUAUCUCUCCACCUCCUUUUGCACCAUCACCAACAUUGCCUCCUACAUUCCAUCAAGAAGAAGUAAGCAGAUCAUUUUUUACUCCUGUUUUUCUUUUAUCAGUUUGUGUCUUGCAUAAAUAACCUUUACCUGUUCCCAGUAUUUAGAUAUUUUCCUGUUUUCUUCCAAAGGUUUAUUACUGUUUUAUUUCACAUUUAGGUCUAAAGUCCAUCUAGAAUUGAUUUUUAUAUAGAGUGCAUUCAGAGUCAAGAUCAGUUUUACAUAAGAAUAUCUCAUUGACUGUGCACCAUUUAAUGAUAUGAGAAUCCUUUCGUCAGUGCCCUGUGGUUACCUUUGUCAUAAUUAUAUAACCAGGAUGUGUGUAGUAGUACACUGCUAUAAUUCCAGCACUUGGGAGACUGAGGUAGAAGGAUCACAAGUUCAAGGCCAGUCUGAGCUACAAAGACCCUGACUCAAAAAAUAAUUAGAUGACCAUGUAUAUUUCUGAACUCUUCUGUUCCAUGGAUCUAUUUCUGUCCUUGUGCCAAUGCCACAUUCUCUUAAUAUAGUUUUAUUUUAAGUUUAGAUACAUGUUGGUGUGUAUUUUCCAGUACUCUUCAAGAAUCAGCUGUUUGGGGCUGAAGGUAUAGCUCAUUGUUUGAUCUUUUGCCAGGCAUGAACAAGGCCCUAGGUUAGAUUCCCAAAACUUUAAAUAAAGAGAGUCAGGUGCUGGUGGCUUGGGUCCAUAAUUCUAGCUACUCAGGAGAUAGAAAUCAGGAGGGUCAUGGUUCUAAGCCAGCCCUGGGCAAA
This is a messenger RNA of Castor canadensis (American beaver), 2128 nucleotides long. The record is from RefSeq and is a predicted model, not a curated record. NCBI's taxonomy places the organism in Eukaryota, Metazoa, Chordata, Mammalia, Rodentia, Castoridae.